ACAGAUUAUACAAGAAAUACCUUAUUUUGCAAGAUAAAUUGGUGUUAAAAGAAGAAACGAAAGGAAUCAGACUCCACAUUUGGGUGCUUUCACUCCUCAGCUCCAGUGGAUAAAUCUCGACUGUCCUCACUCUUGCCCAAAGAAGAAGAUGCCUGUGAUAAUUGAUCAGCUCCAGAUAAAUGAAACAAGGGGAACCAUGGCCACCACAAAUCCUCUGGAGAACCUCCAAGUGGAAGCCAGCUGUUCUGUCUGUCUGGAGUACCUGAAAGACCCUGUGAUCAUCGAUUGUGGCCACAACUUCUGCCGGGUGUGCAUCACCCGCUGGUGGGAGGAUUUGAACCGAGACUUCCCAUGCCCCGUGUGCCGUAAGACUUUCCGCCACCGCUCUCUGAAGCCCAACCGGCAGCUCGGCAACAUGGUGGAGCUUGCCGAGCGCUCAACUCCCAGGCUUCGUGCUUUAUUCCCUUAGAUCUGGGUGGCCAUCAGUAAUUUUCAACCAAGAGAGCUUCGGGUAUAAUUGACAUCAGGAAAUGUUUGUGGGGGUGGGAAUAAUAGAUUGGCAAUAUAUCCCUAUUUUUAUUAGGGACUUACCUCCCAUCGUGAUGAAGAGAAGAUAGACUAUAAGUAACCAAAGCUGAACCGUGCCUGUUUACUCCCAAGUCUGUCAGAAAAGGCUUGGAUAGACCUGGCCAUGGAAAGAGAAGAAGGGAUUUUUUUAAAAAAAAUCUGUGGGUAGUUGGAUUUUUAAUUUAAUCACACAUCUACAUUUCAGAAAUCAGCUUGUACUUGUGUAGGUUGAUCAACCAUACCCGUGAUGGACAUUGAGAUCAUGGAACAACUUUCAACUGUUUGAUCUGUAAAUUAAAAUUUUUCAGUAUCAA
Messenger RNA from Notechis scutatus (mainland tiger snake), 881 nucleotides. Lineage: Eukaryota; Metazoa; Chordata; Lepidosauria; Squamata; Elapidae. The record is from RefSeq and is a predicted model, not a curated record.